AUGUCGCCGACCCGCCCACCCUUCUCCUCUCUCCCACUCGACCCCUCAGGUCCUCACGGCAAUGCCUGGGGCCUCUGGGGCUCUUCCGACCAACUCGGCAUGCUCAACCUCCUCACCCCGCAAAACACCACCCUCGCCGCUCGAGAGAUCCAACAUGGUACACGCAUCUCCGUCGACUGGCCCUUGGACAAAAUGUCUCCUCCGUGUUUCAAUCGUAUAGCGUUCAAUCAUAAUAUCAUCAACAAAGCACCUCGCAGCGUCAAUGACGAUACCGUGACUUUCAACACGCAAUCUUCCUCGCAAUGGGAUGGAUUCAGACACUAUGGCUACCAAAAAGAGAAGAGAUACUACAACGACUGCACCAACGAAGAUGUCUUGGGAAGCGACAAGAACGGCAUUCACGUGUGGGUGGAAAACGGAGGUGUGGUCGGCAGAGGCGUCUUACUCGACUACAAAGCCUGGGCCGAAGAGAAGGGACACUGGACUGCAGAGUCUUGUUUCCAGACUACGCCCAUCUCAGUCGAUAUCUUGGACCAAGUUGCAAAAGCCCAGGGAGUCGAGUUCAAAGAGGGAGAUAUCCUGUUCAUCCGCACAGGCUGGACGGGAGCAUAUGACCAACUCUCCACCGAAGCCCGCACAAAGCUGUCAGAAACAUAUCCUCCUCCUGCUAUUGGCGUCGAGUCGUCCGAAAAGACGGUGAGAUGGAUGUGGGACAAAGGUUUCGCGGCGGUUGCGGGAGAUCAACCCAGCUUCGAAGCUUGGCCGUGUCAGGAUACAAACCAUCUCUUGCAUGAAUGGUUACUCGCUGGGUGGGGGUUGCCCAUCGGUGAGAUUUUCGAUUUGGACAAGUUGGCCAAGGAGUGCAAGGAGAAGAACAAGUGGGGUUUCUUCUUUAGCAGUAUGCCCAUCCACGUUCCUGGAGGCGUUGCGAGUCCACCAAACGGUGUCGCUAUCUUGUAG
Molecule: messenger RNA, 960 nt
Organism: Aureobasidium namibiae CBS 147.97
Lineage: Eukaryota; Fungi; Ascomycota; Dothideomycetes; Dothideales; Saccotheciaceae
Exons: 1
Coding region: 1-960 (319 amino acids)
Molecular function (GO): arylformamidase activity
Source: RefSeq, a predicted model, not a curated record